Candidozyma haemuli is the source of this 2481-nucleotide messenger RNA. It is a transcript of the gene COQ4, whose product is annotated as ubiquinone biosynthesis protein. The coding region runs from base 1 to 2481 and encodes 826 amino acids. The transcript has 2 exons. Lineage: Eukaryota; Fungi; Ascomycota; Pichiomycetes; Serinales; Metschnikowiaceae. Gene Ontology annotation, molecular function: protein binding. Gene Ontology annotation, biological process: ubiquinone biosynthetic process. Gene Ontology annotation, cellular component: mitochondrion; mitochondrial inner membrane. The record is from RefSeq and is a predicted model, not a curated record.
AUGACUGCUACGUCCAUGCAGAUGCACCGAGCGCCUGCCGCUGGCAAAGAUACAACGCAUUUGGCUCCACCCCGGGAAAAUCUCACCAGGAAACGGUCCAACUCUCAAUCUCAAGUGAUCCCGGCUCCAGUACCUGUUCAGUCCAGAAGUCACGGCAGAACACUGUCAAUCAAUGGGAAACUGGGCCACCAGAAGAAGAACAAGGCUAAUUUGGCUGUGCUGGAUCGGCCCCAGGCUGAGUUUUACGUGACGUUGGUGCCUUUGAACGAUACGUUCGUCAGGAAACAUAUCCAUGUGCCAUAUUUCCCAGAGUCGUGUAAAUUAGGCCGUCCUACGGGGACAAAGGUGAAACCGUCGGUUUCGAACGGGUACUUUGACUCGCGUGUGCUUUCAAGAAACCAUGCUUGUCUUUUCGUCGAGCCUAAGCUGGGACAAUUGAUGAUCCAGGAUAUGGGCUCCUCGAACGGUACCUACGUGAACCAGGAGAAAAUCGCUUCGGAGCCCGUGGCCAUCAAAAUCGGUGACCGAAUCAACCUCGGUUUCAAUAUCCAAGUGGAAACGAGCCAUAAGCAGAUCAGCGCCGUCGUGGAGGACGUUAAUGUUGUUUCCAACACCCCAUCCGUUCCUAUUCUCGACGAGUUGCCCAAACUUACGCCUGAAGCUAUCUCGAAACUCACCGGCUCGGAGAAACGACACCUAGACUUUAUUCAGGACCUCUUUGAGCAGAUGCUGGGUCGUAAGAAAGAGCCCGAGGAAGAGGAGGAAGACCCUUAUACCGCUGGACUAAAAACGACCAAAGCCUUUGAACAAGGCAUGUUCUCCGACGUUACUCCGUCCAUGGAGGACGUCUUUUCUGCAUCCACCGCCGACCCAGUAAGCAGUGGCAUAUUUGUGAACUCCCACCUUGUGAGGCCCCACGAUCUAGAAAACACUUUGGAUUCGUUGAUUGUGAACUUGGCCAAGGUGAAGCAGCAAAACAGCUCUCUCAAGUCGCUUGAAGCGUUUUUGGGCAACUACCUGAUUAAACUUAACGAAUUGAACGAUGGAUAUCUAAAAGAUGAGGCCAAGAAACAAGAGGCUCGUUUCGAUCAUGAGCUUGAUGCCCAGCUGACGAAGUACGAAUCGCAGAUUGAGGAUCACAGGAAACAGAUUGAUGAUAAGAGCAAAACUUUGAGUUUCCUAAAGGCAGAGGUGAAGAGAUUGCAAUACGAGAAGGCUGAUCUUCGAACCGAGCUCGAGCAACAGAAAAACGUUGCUAAAUCGAACGAGGAACGAAAGCUAAGUAUUUCAAGCCAACAGGAGGACGAUCUUCCUCGCCGGAUUUCCAUCGAUAUAUCCUCAUUCGACUUUGGCACCGGAAGGCUCGUCAAAGACUCCUCCUCGGGGUCCGAAGACGUCGAUGAAAUCUCUAACAGUUCAGAUAUAGGAAGCGAAGAUUCCAAUGGCAUCAAGGGAGCAAAGCUACAAAGCAAACUCGAUUCCCCAGAGGGAGCAGAAGUCAAGAACCCAUUCAAGGGAGAACUAUUCAACCAGGCCAACCAGUUCCGGUCCAAAGGAGUGGCUGUGGGCCUAGUGAGGAAUUUCAUCAUUCCGACUGCUCUCACUGCAUUGGGCUCGUUGAUGUUCAACGAGAAUAACAGGCUUGCUUCCAAGAUGGAAAGAGGUGAGCUCCACUACGACGAUCCUAAUAAAGCGCUUAACAAGAGCAAUCAGACAAUGCUGGAGUAUAAGUACUGGAAACGCCGCGAGCCAGAAUAUCCUGGGCACGUUCCGCUUUACAAUUUCGAGAAGGCGCUUAUGUUCCUCGGGUCGGCGUUAGGCUCUUAUUUCCAUCCCGAGAGAAACGAGAACAUUGUCGCUUUGGGUGAGUCCACAGCCAUCAGGCCUGUCUUGCGUCGUCUUCAAAGACAGAUGUUGUCUGACCCUGUUGGUAGACAGAUUUUGAAAGAGAGACCACGUAUAACCAGCACAUCGCUUGACCUCGACUACUUGCGGUCGUUGCCCGACAGCUCCAUUGGCAAAACGUACAUUAAAUGGCUUGAUCGUGAAGGUGUUUCUCCAGAUACCCGAGUCCCUGUGCGUUACAUUGACGAUGAAGAGUUGGCAUACAUUUUCCAGAGGUACAGAGAGUGUCAUGACUUCUACCAUGCCAUUACUGGGUUACCUAUUAUCAUUGAGGGCGAGAUUGCGGUCAAGGUGUUGGAAUUCAUGAACAUGGGUAUCCCCAUGCCAGGAUUGGGUGCUCUUUUCGCUCCGUUGAGGUUGAAGCCAUCCCAAAAGGAGCGUUUAUACAACAUCUACUACCCAUGGGCGAUCAAGAGCGGACUCAACUCGACGCCUUUGAUUAAUGUCUACUGGGAAAACAUCUUGGAAAAAGACAUUAACGAGCUCCGCAGAGAGCUCGGGAUCGAACAGCCUCCAGACUUGCGGAACUUGAGAAAGGAGUACUUUGCCAAGUUGAAGGCAGCCAAGAAGAUAUGA